Molecule: messenger RNA, 1705 nt
Organism: Camellia sinensis
Lineage: Eukaryota; Viridiplantae; Streptophyta; Magnoliopsida; Ericales; Theaceae
Product: beta-glucuronosyltransferase GlcAT14A
Cellular component (GO): membrane
Molecular function (GO): glucuronosyltransferase activity
Source: RefSeq, a predicted model, not a curated record
UGUCAAUGAGUACCAUUGGAAAACUUAUUUUACUUGUGUUGAACAAACUCUAUCUUUGAAAAAUCAAUCAUUCGUUGUUCUCUUUGCUUAUGAGUAAAGAUUUUUAUUUGUUAGAUAGUCUGUGCCAUCUUAGCAAUCAUAGUACCAACCUCACCUUUCUUUCCUAUUCAUUGAUUUCCUUCAGACUCCCCAAACUUUUUUUUUUUAUUUUAUUUUUUUUAUUCAUCAAACACACCCUUUCUCAUAUGGAAUGAGAAAUUUCACAAUUUCAAACAUACUCUCCUAAACCAAUUCACUCACUUUUGAUAUUCUAGAUUGUUUACAUGUUUAAGGAUGGUUUUGAUGUUGGUUUUGUUGUAAAUUCCAUUUGAAUUCAGCUAUGUCGACGCGACCUUUUUCAUGGUUUUCCGGCUAUUGUUUUUGGCUUCUGGCUAUUCCUGCAACUAUAAUACUAUUGGGAGCCUUGUCAAGAUCACAAUACUUUGAAUAUGGGUAUAAUUUAACUAUCCCAACUGCUUUUUUGCUUCCGAUUUCGAUGAGAGUCCCUUCAAAAGGCCCGGACGACCCUCCUGUCCUCGCUUAUUUGAUUUCUGGGUCUCAUGGAGAUGGAAAGAAGAUACUGAGGCUGCUAAAGGCAAUAUAUCACCCAAGAAAUCAAUACCUUUUGGAACUUGAUGCGGGUUCGGGGGAUAGAGAAAGGACGGAAUUGGCUAUUUGGGUUCAAUCUGAGAGAGUGUUUGGGUCAUUUGGGAAUGUUAAUGUUGUUGGAAAGAGUCAUGCUUUGAACAGGAUGGGCGCGUCAUCUCUUGCUGCUGUGCUUCAUGCUGCUGCAUUGCUUCUCAAGAUUAGUGCAGAUUGGGACUGGUUUAUCACCUUGAGCGCUUCGGACUAUCCACUUGUGAGUCAGGAUGAUGUCCUCCAUGCUUUCAGUCUUCUGCCAAAGGAUGCCAAUUUUAUCCAUUACACCAGCAACAUUGGUUGGAAUGAGAGGGAAACGAGCAAUCGGAUCAUUGUAGACCCAAGUCUAUAUAAUAGAAAGAGCAGUCCAGUUUUCUAUGCUGUUGAAACCAGAACUACCCCUGAUGCCUUCAAGAUUUUUGGAGGUUCACCUUGGAUGAUCCUAAGCAGAGCUUUCUUGGAAUAUUGUGUACAAGGAUGGGACAAUCUUCCAAGAAAAUUACUAAUGUACUUCACCAAUGUCCUCUUUCCUCUUCAUUCAUACUUCCACACGGUUCUCUGUAACUCCCCUGAGUUUCAAAAUACCACAGUGGACAAUGAUUUGAGUUACAUUAUUUCAGAUCAUACCACUAAACUCCCAGAAUUCAACAUUUCAAACUACGAUAAAAUGGUGUCGAGUGAAGCAAUUUUCGCGAGGCCUUUUAAAGAAGACGAUCCGGUGCUAGGGGAGCUCGAUAAGAAUGUCCUCAACAGACCACCGAAUGGGGUGGUGCCCGGAAAAUGGUGUUGGAAUCGAGCAACGAAUGCUAGUUUAGAGAGCCCAAUGACUCGGAAUUGUUCAAGUUGGGGUGACAUCAAUUCUAUUAAACCAGGUUCCUAUGGGUUGAAGCUUGGAAUUUUAUUUUCUAAGCUUGGUGCAAAAAGGAAACUAAAUUGUGAAAAACUGUAAAAUUUAUCAGAGGAUGUUUUUGUAUAAAAUUUUAGCCAAAUAAUCCCUUGAUCAAUUUAGUCUGCAAUUUUUUUAUUU